Molecule: messenger RNA, 858 nt
Organism: Symbiodinium natans
Lineage: Eukaryota; Dinophyceae; Suessiales; Symbiodiniaceae
Source: the annotation of a GenBank genome assembly
AUGAGACGUGGCAGCACAUGGCUUGGCCUGCUGCUAGUAGUCCUUGUGGCCUACAGCACAUGCAACGGAUGGUCGACGAGCUUUGCUAACGCAACAUCCUUGCCCAAGCUGCCGAAUGUGCGCACACCCCGUGUUCGGGCACAGACGCAACUUGCUGCAGCUCCUUCGCAGCGAGUUGCCUAUGCGGCUGUUGUCCAGGUGCAAGUCAAGGAGGGUGAGGAAGAGAAGUUCCUGGAGGCCUCUCUACAGAACGCGCGAAGCUCCAAGGGCGAACCCUUGAAUCAGCGAUUCGAUGUUCUUCAGCAGCGAGAUUCGCCCAGCAACUUUGCACUGGUCGAGAUCUAUAGGAACGCAGAUGGGCCAACAGGACACAAGGAGACACCGCAUUAUCAGCAAUGGCGUGACGAGGUCGCGGACAUGAUGGCGGUGCCCAGGACGGCGGUCCAGUAUGACACCGUCUUCCCGGGCAAGGUUUCCGAUUACCAUCCGGCAACGCUGAUGCUCCAGAGGGCUCAGGGCGCAGCAGAUGUGGACGUUACGCAUGUCAUUGUCAAGGUGAAGCCUGGAGCUGAGGAGGCAUUCAAGAAGGCCACUCGUGCCAAUGCCUUGGAGUCUGUCAAGGAGUAUGGCAAUCUGCGAUUCGAUGUGCUCCAAAGCGUGGACGACCCGACCAACUUCCUGUUGAUUGAGGUGUACAGGACGGCAGCAGACGCCGUGAAACACAAGAGCACGCAGCAUUACCUUGAAUGGAGGUCCGUUGUGUCAUUCAUGAUGGCUGAGCCGCGGGAAGGCAAGAAAUAUGUCACGCACUUUCCCAAUGUGCCCGCCGCCUGGAAGGUGGCAGAGGGAGUUAUUUGA